This is a messenger RNA of Salpingoeca rosetta, 6230 nucleotides long. RefSeq lists its product as uncharacterized. Gene Ontology annotation, molecular function: protein binding. The record is from RefSeq and is a predicted model, not a curated record. Lineage: Eukaryota; Choanoflagellata; Craspedida; Salpingoecidae. Bases 31 to 6201 code for a protein of 2056 amino acids. The transcript is spliced from 47 exons.
CAAAUUUUGAAACGGCGGCGACCAACAACGAUGAGCGGCAAAGCAUGGCAACUGCCGUUGGUGGACGUGUUCAAGCACUUUGGUGCUGGUGACUGGAAACAAUGCAGCCGCAGUGGCGAAGUGAACCGCGUCAUGGACAAAAUCCUGCGCACGAAUGUGUAUCGCAUCAGCGGAUCUGUGCCUGCCAGCAAUUACAUGCAGUUCCCAAAGGCAACGUCCCAGUCUCUGGGCCUUGUGGGCCGGUUCGUGUACAUCCAGUACCGUCCUGCAAGGGACAAACCCUUUGUCAUCCACCUGGAGGCGGCCGUCAAAGGUGGCGUCGUCAUCCGCGUCUCCUUCUCAAACCUCUACAAGGAGUUCAAGGCAACGUCCACGUGGUUGCAGUUUCCCGUCGUCAACAUGCCGCUGCAGUGGACGCUGUUUGUCAUUGAUCUCACCAUGCUACUCUCCCUCUACCUCAACCGCAAGUUUGUGUACCUGAAGUCGAUCAAGCUGUGUGCAAACAUGAGCGUUCGCGGCGUGUUCACAUCUGACCAGUUCUUCAAGCACACGUCCCUGCCGCGUCCCAUGCGCAUGUUCACGCCCAAGGGCAAGGCCUGGCACGACAUGUAUGCGCUGAUGCUGUUUCCUCAGCAGGACUUUGGCGAAGACAUGGUUCCUGUCUAUCGCACCGAAGCCCCACCAACAGAUGGCGUUGUGCGGGCUGGCCAGCUGCCGCCACAGUAUCAAGCUGCAGUGCACCGCAAGCUGAAGAAGGGAGCAGCCGUCAUGCGACACUACACCCCGGACACAAUGCAGGAGCAAGACGUGAAGUUUGUUCCCGGGCGGUCUGAUGCAUUUCCCGUUGUUGGCGUCGACCCGCACAGACUCAACACAGAGACGGGACUUGCACGAAAUGAGGAGCAAGUGCAGCGUUCGCGACAGCACAGACGGGCAGACCAUGAUGCAGUCACACAGCCAGCGCGUGGCCUUCCCUACAGCACGCGUGCACAGCGGACUGAUAUGAGUGCGCACUCACCAACAGGGAGACGACCGCACCAGCGGGCGAUUGCGGCACACGAGCAACCGAUCACACGGCACAGCGCGUUUGCACGCACCAAACAGCAGCAGCAGCAGCAUGCAACGCAAGCUGUGAGGGCUGGUACAGGCAGUAUUUCCCAGCACGAUGUUCCACAGCAGCACGGAAGGUAUGCUGGACACACCAGCGAUGCGUUUGCACAGCACCACAAUGGUGACGAUGACGAUGUCGAUGAUGCUGCUGCCGCUCAUGAUGAUGAUGAUGAGGAGCAGGAACUGUUGGACUCAGUGCCGCGAGCGUUCACAUCAGCAAUUGGCGCAAGAGGCGGAGGGGCACGCAUAAGGCGAGAAGCGGGUGUGCCUGCAAGCAAGACGAGGCCACGAAAAGGCCAAGGAGUCCGGGGUGAAGUGGAAACAACGCCCGUGCCGCGCGGUCGCAUCGUGAGAACUCCAGCAGCACCACACACGCAAUCAUUUGCAGACAAUGAGGCCGGCACCAAACAACAACAGCGCCAGCAGCAACCACAAAGACAACAACAACAGCAGCAGCAGCAGCAACAGAGCAGAGCUGCGUCGUCAACAACGGCCAUGGCUUCUCCGGUUGUCGUGGAUCGACAGCAGCGGCGACGGAGGCACGAUGCUGAUGAUGGACAGCACGGUGCACACGCGUCCAUCAAGCUUCGCGGUGUCGUCGGCCUGUCGCCUAAUUGCGGGGGCGGCGCGCAGUGGCUCUCGCGGACCACCAUCGUGUACGCUGCGAAAUCGCGACUGGUGUUGCACAACUGGAUCAACAACGAGCAAGUUGUCACCCCGCCUCUCGUGCACCCAACGCAGACGGGCGAGGCAAAGUUCACGUUCACCCACGUGGCCAAGAGCCGAUCUGGCGAUGUGGUAGCAACAGCGGCGACGUCUGAGGACAGCAAGUCGUUUCUCGUGUGCACAUGGGCGGCCACACCAACAAACUUGCGCCCGCUCUGGUCAAAGGUGUUCUACAAGACGGUGUCGCACAUUGCUGUCGACGUGUCUGGUCAGCGCAUUGCCGUUGUUCUCACGGCGCCACACAUGAAGACGAGUGUCGGCGUGUGGGCGGCGGCGACGGAUUCCAGGCGCAAAUGGUCGCGUCUCCUCAGCGCAACAACAGAUGCAAGUGUGGAGAAGAUCGCGUUUUAUCCGCACGACAACACACGUCUCAUCUCGUGUGGCCGCGACAACAUUCGCGUCUGGCGAUGCAAAGGAGACCGUCUGCACUGCUGCCCCAUUGAUCUGCGUCGGCACCACGCGAGCGGCGUGCAAUUCCACGGCAUUGCGUUUGCUGUCCCGACCCACGACCAUGCAAGGGCGUUGAUUGGCGGCAACAAGGGGUCUCUGUUCGUUGUCAACCUCAACUCCAUUUCUCUCUCCUCCGCGCUCCCGCUUCACUCCCAAAACACGGCCAUCUGCUGUGUGUCUGCGUCAUCGGCCGGGUGUGUCACUGCGGAUACAGAGGGGCGCCUGCGCACGUGGGACUUUGGCUUUGACGACUACAAGCUGGAGGUUGUGCAUGCGGCGAAGGUGGCUUCUGUGUGCACGGACAUGAAGCUGCGUUGUCUCUGCACUGUAACGGAUGGCACCAUCGGCAUAUUCUCACCGGAGGACAAGCAGUAUCAGACCGUCGUCCGCACGCACUUGAAGCCCGCGGAGGUGCUGGCAUCGCAUCCAACGCAGCCGCUCUUUGCAACAGCUGGCCAGGACAGAGACAUCAGGAUCUGGAGCCAGGAGACGCGGCAGCAAGUUGACCAAUUCCAGGCCAUCACAGACAAACCAACGUGCCUCUGUUUCCACCCCAAACAGCCAAUUCUGUUUGCCGGUUUCGAGUCUGGGCAGGUUCGCUUGUUUGAUUUGGAUGCAAAGCAGCAAGUCAGCGUGCUGGACAAUCACGACGCGUGUGUGCUUGCCAUCCUGGCGUCGAGUGACGGAGAGCGAAUUUACACCUUGGGUGCUGACGGUCGCUUGUUCGCCAUCUCCACGGCAUCGUGGACGCCUGUGCAAGUUGCGGAGUUUGGUUCGGCCGACACGUAUGCAACGCACCCGUUUGCAUCUGCAAUGGCGCUUGCAGGCAACGACCGCUUUCUCGCUGUUGUUGCACCGCGCCCUGACGCAAUCACGCUGCUGGACGCCCUGUCCUUCGAGCAGCUCGUGCAAACGCGUUUGUCAUUGGCGUCCAGGGAAUCCAGCAGGAAAAAGCGCCCAAAACCGUUCACCAUCACGUCACUCUGCACCGACGACGAAGCGCAACACGUGUGGGCGGGAACAUCUGACGGGCACGUGUUCAAGGUCAGCACGCAGUCUGGCGCCAUCAUCGCCAAGAAGUCGUGUGGGGCUGCGACAAGCGGUGGCGUGACGUCCUUGUUGCUGUUCCGCAAACAAGGCAGCACACUUGUGCUGUCGGUUUCUUUGUCCACGCUCACGGUGUGGGCAGAGCCAAUGCAGGGCGCCGAGCAGCCAAUGCUGCAGCACACGUUUGAAGCGCCCAUCACUGCCGUCCAGUUUGCAUCCGCCAUCGCCCAGUUCAUCUCGACAAGCUUGGACGACAUGCAGUUUUGGACACUGGAGAUGAGCGGAGAUGCAGCAGCGAAACACGAAGCAACAGCAGCAGCAGCGGCGGCGGCAGCACGGGCGAAUAAGGAAAACGCGGCAAUGGCAGCGACAGCCACAGCGAAGCCCACCGCGACCACGAAGCCCGCUGACACGACAGCAGCAUCGGCAGCCACAGAGGGGAGGGCACGCGUGCCGAUGGAAGUGGAGGUGGAGGUGCUCACAGACGAUACGGGAAUGAAGAAGGGCGGUGGUGAGAAAGAGGAUGACGAUGAUGAGGGUGAGGCUGAUGGUGUGAGUGACGAUGAUGCCAGCGUUUCGACUUAUGUCGUCAACGACGAGCAACAGAGCCGUGAUGUUGAGGCGCCCCAGACACCAUCGCCGUUGGCUGUGAAACCAGCAACGCAACGCGUGCAUGCACCAGACCGACAGCAACAGCAACAGCAACAACAGCGCCAACAGCAGCAGCAGCGAGAAAAAGAAGGUCCACGAAGGGACAUUGCGGAUGCUGGCGACCAUGGCGAGCAAGCAGCUGCAGCAGACAGUGGCGCUGACGUCAUUGAGCAAGCCAUCCUGGACGAGAUGGAGGCACGGCCCGUUCCUGCAAUUGCGACACACGCGCGUGCACGGAGGACGUGGGCGCCGCUUCCGUCAACGAUAUACACAGCGGCACCGGAACAAGCAGGACUGCAGCUUGCAACAGCGAUUGGCGUAAAUUCAACUGGCGGUUCGUGCAUUUUGUGGCACGCGGCCUCUGGUCGCCUUCUCUUUGCAAGCGGCGCGUGUGUUGUUGUUGAAGAUGUUGAAGCGCGCCAGCAGCAGCAUCUCCUGGGCCACAAGACCGACAUCUCCUGUCUCGCAAUCUCGCAGGACGGCGCUGUCUUUGCAUCAGCAAGCGCGCGCUACAAGGGUCAAGAGCGCUCGGAGAUUCGUGUGUGGGACGGGGUCACCGGUGCCUGCAAGCACACACUCUGCUACCACCUCUCCGCUGUAACGGCAAUGGCCUUCUCCCAGGAUGAUCGCCUGCUGCUUACCCUCGGGCACUACCAGGACCCGAGUUUGUGCCUGUGGAAUGUCAACACGGGAGCGCUGCUGUGCACAACGCAUCUGGAUGUGCCGUGCCAUGCGGUUGCGUGGGAUUUGCGCAUUUACAAUGAGUUUGCAGUUGUGGGCGAAGAUGAUGCCGUGUUCUUCUUCUUCAUCGACGACACCAAGGACCAGUACGAGCUGAAUGUGUACAGAACAGGCGUGCAUGCGCGCUCGCCAACACAGAAGACCAAAGACGGCAUGCAGUCUGUUAAGCCUGCAUGCACGUCGCUCGCCUACACGCCAAACGGCAUUCUUCUUGUUGGCCAUGCAGACGGCCUGCUCUCUGCGUGGGACACACGCGACAACUCUUGCGUCAUGUCCUGGCAGGCACGUGAUCAUCCACUGACACGCGUGCACGCAGCUGGGCCCAUGGUGAUGCUUUGUGACACAUCUGGGGUCGCAUCGCUCUUUACGCUCAAUGAUGAAGAUCAAGGCACGCUGAAACUGGAAGGGGAGUUGUCUGUGAACGACAGCAUUGUGGCCAGCAGCGUGGAUGACGUGUUGGGCAUGGCAAUGGUUGCAACAACAGCAGGAAUCUCCUGGGUGCUGCACUGGCGUGAGGGCGCUGCUGUGCGUCUUGGCUCUGCGCACACUACAUGUAUUCGUGACAUUGCGCUUGCGCACGCCGGCCCCUUCUUUGCGUCGUGUGGGGACGACGGGAGCGUGCGUGUGUGGAAUGGCGAUGUUGCAGAACAGAUUAUGCACUUCCAGGUUGCAGACGCCUCCCUGCGGGCAACAUGUGUCGCCUUUUCGCCAGAUGCAAAACACUGCGUUGCCGGGUACAGCAAUGGCGUCUUGCGGCUGUUCAACCUCGACUCCGUUGAGAUGGAGGCGAAGUUUCUGCCGCACAGCACCGUCGUUGGCUGUGUCGUCUUCUCCCUUGAUGGACGGGUGAUUUUGUCUGGUGGUGAAGAUGGCACCAUUGUCGUUACUUCUUCUUCAACCGGCAUGACACUGAGGACCAUCAUUGACCAUCGAGGCAGCCUCGUGUCGAUGUUUGACGUCGCGGCGUCACACAAGCGGCCUGACCGCUCACCCGAGUUGUGGUUGGCGUGCUGCCAGGACCGGCGCAUCAGUGUGUGGAACGCACACUGGUCGCAAGACAAGAACGACCUCAUGGAGUGGCUGACGCUCGCUGCACCCGCAUUUGAGCCAUCGCAUGACCUGCAGGAACAGCCGCCCACGCUGGCCCGGUUUUCGCCCGUGGAUCCGGAGCUCAUUGUCUUCACCUCAUUUGCGGCAACGCAGCAGCUCAACUUCUACUCGCUGACGCUUCGCUCCAUCGUGCGCAGGAUUCGUCUGCAGCAGUUUGCGUGGGCUCUGGACAUUUCGCCACGCGGCACACUCGUUGCCGUUGGCACGCCAGACCGACUCGUGAAGAUUGUCGAUUACGACCAAGGCACGUUCCAAGAUUUCCCGGCACAUGGAGACGUUGUUCGCUGCGUUCGAUUCUCGCAAUCUGGCGAAUCCCUGUACACAUCCGCACACAACCAACUCUUUAAGUGGAAGGCCCUCUUGUGAGGAAUUGCGUGUGUGUGUGUGUGUGCGUG